AUGUCCACCGCCAGCGUGACCUUUUGCACUUCUGAUGAUCUUGACCUGCCUCUGAGGGUGAAGGUUGUUUCAUUAGAGGGCAAAAAAACGCUAAUAAAACAAUCUCAAAAGUUCACACAAGCUUCUUUAUCCCAGAGACUUUCAAAUGUGUCGCCUAACAGUGACAUGUUUGUAUCACUACAAGUUUUUGAUUCAGAAAGUUUCAGAUAUUUGACCAUACCGAUUUAUACCCCUUACGCCCGGUUUAGAUACUCGAGGAAAUGGAACGUGUGGCUCACUUUACCCAUCUCAAUCAAACAACUGACGCCGAGCAGCGUACUGAAAAUAACUUUGUGGGAGUUUGACGGCAGGAAGCAGGUGGAGUUUUUCUCGCUCGAAACUCCACUUUUUGACGUUUCAAGCUGCAGUCUCAAGCGCGGCAGAGAGUCAUUAAUUUUCCAAUGCGAUGAUCCUGAGAGUGGUGAGGUGAAAAAUGACGAGUUCCAAAUUCUCAUGAACAAAUACAAUCAGGGAGAGAUCAAGGCUGUUAAUUGGCUGGAUCCUCUUUCUUUUCGGGUGAUGGAACGAAUGAAGAAAGAAAGAAAGCUCCCCAACGGACUCUUUGUACUCCAUAUCGAAUUCCCGCUCUUUGAAUUUCCAAUUGUAUACUCUGAAAUCGAGAAACUAGAAUCCAAUAUUCCCAAUUACCACAAUUUCGAAAUCAAUAACGAGAUGAGUGGAGUUCGACGAAAUCUCCAGCCAAGAAUUCAUCUUGGUCUCGAAGAGGGCUCUACACUCAAGUUUUAUGACCCCGACCAGUUCAAUGUUGACCCAAUUGAGGAAAAAUUCAGGCGUUUAGAGAGAGCUUCUAAGAAUCCAAGUUACGAUAAAGAACUCAAGCCAGAUGCCAAGAGGCGUGACAUGCUACUACGUAUUAUAAACUAUCCACCUGGUACUCAACUAUCGUCGCAUGAAAAGGGCUUAAUAUGGAAAUACCGAUAUUAUCUAAUGGGCAACAAAAAGGCUUUAACCAAACUUUUGCAAAGCACUAACCUCAAUGAGGAGAACGAGCGCAAAGAAGUACUAGAUAUGAUGGAUUCUUGGGCGGAAAUAGAUAUUGAACAUGCCAUAGAGCUUCUCGGAUCAGCUUUCAAAAACCUGUCAGUCCGAUCCUAUGCUGUGAGCAGGUUGAAGAAGGCGUCAGAUUAUGAGUUAGAGCUCUACCUUCUUCAGCUGGUACAGUCUGUCUGCUUUGAAAGUAGUUCCACAUUAUCGGAUCGCUCAGGAAGUGAGUUUACAAUUGUUGACUUGAAUCAAAGCUCUACAGUUGGAAUGGCAAUGCCACAAUCACUCAUUUCGGGCCAAAAUUCAAUCGCGCCUCCGGAGCCAUUAACGACGAGUCAGAGCUCAAUUCUUAUAUCGCCCCUAGCGGAGUUUCUCAUAAGACGCGCACUUGUUAAUGCACGCCUCGGCAACUACCUUUUUUGGUACCUCAAAUCAGAAUCAGAAGAAAACCCAUAUCUGAUUCAUAUUUUAGAAAGCUUCGAAAGCCGUUUAUCCAAUGGCAGGCGAGCGCGACUUGAAGAGCAAAAGAGAUUUGUUGCUCUUCUUGUGUACUUGUGCCAGGAAAUUAAGGGACUAAAGGAUCCCAUUCCUAGAAAGCUGGAGCGUUUGAAGCACCUCAUUCAAACGGAACUCAGGCCUUUUUUGAAAGCAAACUCUGUGAUUCUUCCUCUCGACCCAGAUGUUACAGUAAUAGACGUCGUGAUAGGGGAAUGCAAGAUUUUCAAAAGUUCGUUGUCACCACUGAAAAUCACAUUCAAAACUACUUCUGGAAUUGAUUAUCCUUUGAUGUUCAAAGUUGGUGAUGAUUUGAGACAAGAUCAGUUAGUUGUCCAAAUUAUCACAUUGAUGAAUGAACUUCUCAAAAAUGAAAAUGUUGAUCUAAAAUUGACGCCUUACAAAAUCAUAGCGACUGGAUCAAAUGAAGGUGCAAUAGAGUUUAUUCCAAAUGAUACCAUGGCCAACAUAUUGAGCAAAUAUCAUGGGAUAUUGCCAUACUUAAGGCAUCAUCACCCUUCCGCAACGGAGGAGCUCGGCGUAAAGGACUGGGUCAUGGAUAAUUUCGUCAAGUCUUGCGCUGGCUAUUGUGUGAUAACAUACAUUCUCGGGGUAGGUGAUAGACAUCUAGACAAUCUGCUCAUAACGCCUGACGGUCAUUUUUUCCACGCGGAUUUUGGCUACAUAUUAGGGCAGGAUCCCAAGCCAUUUCCGCCGUUAAUGAAAUUACCACCCCAAAUCAUUGAGUCCUUUGGAGGUGCAGAGUCUGACAAUUAUAAUAAAUUUAGGAGCUAUUGCUUUGUGGCUUAUUCGAUCCUGAGAAGAAAUGCUGGCCUUAUUUUAAAUCUGUUCGAAUUAAUGAAAACGUCAAACAUUCCAAAUAUCCGCAUGGAUCCCGAGGGAGCCUUGCUUAAAGUGAAAGAGAAAUUUUGCUUGGACAUUUCGGAAGAAGAAGCAAUAGUACAUUUCCAAAAUUUGAUCAAUGCCAGCGUAAGUGCUCUUCUACCUCUUGUUAUUGAUCGUUUGCAUAAUUUGGCUCAAUAUUGGCGUGCUUAG
Messenger RNA from Lachancea mirantina, 2595 nucleotides. NCBI's taxonomy places the organism in Eukaryota, Fungi, Ascomycota, Saccharomycetes, Saccharomycetales, Saccharomycetaceae. The record is from the annotation of a GenBank genome assembly.